Messenger RNA from Oreochromis niloticus (Nile tilapia), 2514 nucleotides. RefSeq names its product germ cell-specific gene 1-like protein. The transcript is spliced from 5 exons. The record is from RefSeq and is a predicted model, not a curated record. Gene Ontology annotation, cellular component: plasma membrane. Bases 700 to 1620 code for a protein of 306 amino acids. Lineage: Eukaryota; Metazoa; Chordata; Actinopteri; Cichliformes; Cichlidae.
CAAAUGCAUGAGAGUAAAGGCAGCAGAUGUUUCCUCCUACCAUCUGUCUCCUUCAGAUACUGUACUUCUAAGUAGUUUGUCUUCAUUUGUGUGCUACAUCAGCAGGCUAUUAGAAGAGAUUUGCCCUGCUUGCACACACACACGCAGUGAAUGGAUUUUCAUAUGAGACUGUCCACAUUAUGUCACAGGUCACCAACUGUAAAAAGGGACUUGAUCUUAUGCCUGCGGCUGCAAUUACUUUGCAAAUGCAGGAAACUCAGGGAAGAGCCUGGUUCUGGAUUAUAAUCUAAGCUUGUUGUAAUCUUUGCUUUUUACUAAUAUGUUCAAAGGAAGUCUGGACUAUAAUUUGCCAUUUGUAAUGGAUAAUGUUGCAGGCAGAGCUUUGUAGAAGGGGAGGAGCGAGGAGGUUGGAGUGGCAGCACAGAGGGGACAGUUUAGGAGUUCAAAUGAAGGAAAACAAAUAGUGCCAUGGGUUUCUAUUGUCUCUGUGGGAGUGCAGAGGAUGGACCCUUUCAUCAAGGUGGCAGCACAUCAGAAGAGCCGGCAGAGGGAUGUACACACUUCUCACCCAAGGAGCCCCAAAUGCAACAAGAUUAUGAAGAUUUGAUAUAUCCGCUGGGAGGCGAAACACGGUGGCUACAUAUCAAAAGACAGGAUUAGUUGCCUUUUCAUUUCAUCUCCUCUGGCCUUGCCUCGACCAUGAGGCUAGAGCGCGGGCGGCGGGCUUCUCUGGCGCUCACCCUCAACUUUGUGGCGUUUGCUUUUGCCUUAUCCGCGGUGACCACCAGCUACUGGUGCGAGGGGACCAGGAAGGUGGCCAAACCCUUCUGCACAGGCCCACCGGUGAACAAGAAGGAGUGGUACUGCAUCCGCUUCAACAGCACCAACCUCAACGACAGCCGCCUAGUGCAGUACAUCUUUGAGACGGGGGAGGAGAAGUUUCUGAUGAGGAAGUUCCACACGGGGAUAUUCUUCUCCUGCGAGGAGGCGGCUGACAUGAACGGGUUUGAAUGUCGAGAAUUCUCAGAUAUUGCACCUGAAAAUGAAAGAGGAGUGCUGUGGUUGUGUAUCGUGGCAGAGACCCUGUACCUCACCCUGCUCUUCGCGGGCGGGGCUCUGAUGACUCUGGAGCAGUGCCCCUGCUUUAGUGUCAUGAACAAACUGAAGCUCAGUGCCUUCGCUGCCAUGUGCACUGCCCUGUCAGGCCUUUGUGGGAUGGUGGCCCACAUGAUGUUUACCACCAUAUUCCAGCUGGCUGUUGCCACCGGGCCAGAAGAUUGGAGGCCCAAAACAUGGGACUACAGCUGGUCUUAUUUAUUAGCAUGGGGCUCUUUUGGCACCUGCAUGGGGUCUGCAGUGACGGCACUGAACCGCUACACAAAGACAAUCAUCGAGUUUAAAUACAAACGGCGGAACAUCGAGAAGAGCCUGAUGAUUAAGCAGAACAUGAUGGAGAUGAACGUCCCCGAGCAGAUGUGGGACAUGUACCUGACUACUGUGCCGGUUGAUGCCGAGGCGCCUCUAGAACUGCCGGUCAAUGGCCACAAGCCGUCCACAGGAACGGCGUACGAGGUCGAAAUGGACAAUGUACCAGAACCACAAGGAGAGGCGUACUGUUAAAGAUGGAAAUGUUUCUGGGGUUGAUUUCCUGGACCUACACUGACUCUUGUUCUUGGAUUUAAAUAUUUACUUCAGGACUUUUUGUAUAUUUUUUUCCUCUCCACACAUCAGAUGUGUCUGGUUCUUUAAAGAAAAAUAACGUGAGAAGCAGGGAAGGGGAAAAGGGCUACAUUUCACUCUAAACUGGAUCCACAUGCUCCUGAGGAAAGACUGAUCCUUCAUUUCUGCUUUAGCUUCUGCUGAGCCAGCCUGUUUCAUUUAGGUUUGAUCAGACUGUCCUCUGAAGAACGAGGCUCAAUGAUCUGCUUAGCAAGAGGAAGAGAAAAUUACCUCAUUCUGUACCUUCAGGGACGUAUCGCCGAAUCACCGCAGGUCUGCCUGCACAGACCACACUCUGUUUGAAGUGUCCAGUAACAUCUAAUGUUGGACAGUCGGUCAACUAUAAAAGACUUAAAAAAGACAACAAAUUAAUGUCAAAUAGCAAACAGGGACACAAAUACCUGCCAAGACAUACAAAACAACCACUGAACCUGUGAAACAACCACAAAACAGCCACUCAAACAAUGAAAAAACCCAAGACAGCCAAUGUGUUGCAACGGUUACACAUGCUGCAAAGUUUGUAGAUAUUCUCCACGACUGACUAUUCAGGAUUUUUUUUCUUUAAAAGAAUAUCUCUUGAUAAGAUUUUACAUCAGGAAUUUGCCUUUUCUGUCAUCUCCCCUGAAACACCAGCUGUCUCUAUGCUUUCUCUGUUGCUUUUGAUGUGAGACAUGCUGUAACUCAAACGCUGACAGCAUCAGGCCGACACAGGAGUGCAGGAAAACAUGUUUACAGGAGUAAGACUGACAUCUGUUGGAACAAAAGCAGACAAUAAAAAAGCAGAAUAUCUCUCGA